GCGUCAAGCUGACACCAUGGUGCUAAAGUCAUCAGUUGAUGAUGAUGAGGCUGGUUGGGGACUAGGCAUCCCAGAGAAGAUGAAGAAUAAUGCCAACUGGGUUGAUAUUACAGCUGAUUUCAAAGGGGCUUGCAGAGAGCUGAACCUUGGGGAGUUGCUUCAUGACAAACUAUUUGGUCUGUUUGAGGCCAUGUCAGCCAUUGAGAUGAUGGAUCCGAAAAUGGAUGCUGGAAUGAUUGGGAACCAGGUCAACAGGAAGGUGCUCAACUUUGAACAGGCUGUCAAGGAUGGUGCCAUUAAGGUGAAGGACCUGAGUCUCCCAGAACUGAUAGGGAUCAUCGACACCUGUUUCUGCUGCUUGAUCACAUGGUUGGAAGGUCACUCCCUGGCCCAGACGGUGUUCACUUGUCUUUACGUCCACAACCCAGACCUCAUUGAAGAUCCAGCCCUGAAAGCCUUUGCCCUGGGCAUCCUCAAGGUGUGCGAUAUCGCCCGUGAGAAGGUCAACAAAGCUGCUGUGUUUGAAGAGGAGGACUUUCAGGCCAUGACGUAUGGCUUCAAAAUGGCAAACAAUGUUACAGACCUGCGCGUUACAGGUAUGCUGAAGGAUGUAGAGGAUGAGCUGCAGAGGAAAGUGAAGAGCACGCGUAGUCGACAGGGUGAGCAACGCAACCCAGAGGUAGAGUUCGAGCACCAGCAGUGUUUGGCACUUUUCAACAGAAUCAAGUUCACACGCCUUCUACUGACCGCACUGAUUGCCUUCACAAAGAAAGAGACCAGCUCAGUCGGUGAAGCCCAAAAGCUGAUGGCUCAGGCAGCUGACCUGUUAUCAGCCAUCCACUCCAGUAUUCAUUACGGCAUCCAGUCUCAGAAUGACACCAGUAAAGGAGACCACCCCAUCAUGAUGGGCUUUGAGCCCCUGGUUAACCAGAGACUACUGCCCCCAACCUUCCCUCGCUACGCCAAGAUCAUCAAGCGGGAAGAUAUGGUGGCCUACUUUAGCAAGCUCAUCGAACGUAUCAAGACCGUCUGUGAUGUCAUCAACACCACUAAUCUACAUGGCAUACUGGACUUCUUCUGUGAGUUCAGUGAGCAGUCUCCCUGUGUCCUCUCCAGAUCUCUGCUACAGACAACCUUUCUGAUCGAUAAUAAAAAGGUGUUUGGGACGCACCUGAUGCAGGACAUGAUUAAAGAUGCUCUCAGAUACUUCGUCAGCCCACCUGUCCUCUCCUUCAAGUGCUGCCUGUCCAACAACCACCAAGCCAAGGACUACAUUGACUCCUUUGUCACGCACUGUUCAAGGCCAUUCUGCAGUCUGAUCCAGAUCCAUGGACACAACCGAGCGCGGCAGAGAGACAAGCUGGGACACAUCCUUGAGGAGUUUGCUACUCUUCAGGAUGAGGCAGAGAAGGUGGAUGCGGCACUGCACAGCCUGCUGAUGAAGCUGGAACCUCAGAGACAACAUCUGGCCUGCCUGGGCACCUGGAUCCUCUACCACAACUUAAGGAUCAUGAUCCAGUACCUGCUAAGUGGCUUUGAACUUGAGUUGUACAGCAUGCAUGAGUACUACUACAUCUACUGGUAUCUGUCAGAGUUCCUGUAUGCAUGGCUUAUGUCCACCCUGAGCAGAGCAGACUCCUCACAGAUAGCAGAGGAGAGGAUUCUGGAGGAGCUGCUAAAAGGACGCAGCAGCAAGAAGACCAAGAAGAAGAAGAAAGUCCGCCCUCUUAGCAAGGAGAUAACCAUGAGUCAAGCCUACCAGAACAUGUGCGCUGGCAUGUACAAGACAAUGGUAGCAUUAGAUAUGGAUGGAAAGGUGCGUAAGCCUCAGUUUGAGUUGGACAGCGAGCAAGUUCGUUAUGAGCAUCGCUUCGCCCCCUUCAACAGUGUGGUCACUCCUCCGCCUGUACACUACAUCCAAUUCAAGGAGAUGUCAGACCUGAAGAAGUACAAUCCCCCACCAGGCUCUGCAGACCUCUACCUAGCAGCCAGCAAACAUUUUCAGCAGGCGAAGCUCAUCUUGGAGAAUGUGCCCAGCCCAGACCCCGAGGUGAAUCGGAUCCUGAAAGUAGCCAAGCCCAAUAUUGUUGUGAUGAAACUACUGGCUGGAGGACACAAAAAGGACACUAAGGUACUCCCAGAGUUCGACUUCUCGGCUCACAAAUACUUCCCUGUGGUCAAAAUCAUCUGAUUCUGUGGUACAUCGCAGGCUGACUUGGCUAUUAAAUACCCAAUAACUGUAAAAAGCUGCCCUUCCCUCACCUGAGAAAAAAUGUGAUGUCCUUGAUCUUAUCCUCGUUCCAACAAAGGUGUGAUGUGCUGGACUCAAGCAUCAGCCAAAGGAGGUAUUAAAACACCCCUUCCUUGCCAGAAUAAAAGUGUGGCAUAUGAACCCAGACAAGAGAACCUGAAAACUGGACCUAACCUUUGUGACAAUAUUUACAUCUACAUUUGUAAAAGUGCGUUUGUGUGUCUGUACGCAUGCAAAGGUAAAUUAAAGAUUCCAGCGAAUGGCCUGUUGUGCAAGAAGGAAGUGUAAUGAACUGGUCAGAGGAAGAUGUUGUCAAGUAUGUCCAAAACUACUCUUAAGUGAUACACCUGUGUUGUAGUUUUAGAUUAUCUAAGGGACAGUAUAAUGCGUGUAAAUAGAUAACACAUAUUACCCUUUUGUAUGUACAUGUUUAUGCCCUGGAUUGGAAUAUAGUCUGAAAAACAUAUUCCUUUCCUAAAGCGCUUGUCCAUGGGCCAAUUAAGUCUUCAUUUUGCAUUUUUUAUUCACCUGUGUUUGGCCUUAUAUUGAAAAUAAGGCCUUUUCCUCAUUCCUCAAAUGACAUUUCAGAGUUGCAUCCAACAGCAGUGUUAGAGGUUUCUCUGCCCAGGUCAGGCACACGCUAUCUUUAGGAUGAGCAUCUGCACACAACUUCUAAAGCCAGCAACCUCAAAGGACUGAAAAACAACUACCCUCAUAUCUCCUGGACAAAAUAACUACUUGCCUUGACUGCGAUAUUUUAAGUUUUUUGUCAUUCGGCACCUAAAUA
This is a messenger RNA of Lampris incognitus (smalleye Pacific opah), 3038 nucleotides long. It is a transcript of the gene naa35, whose product is annotated as N-alpha-acetyltransferase 35, NatC auxiliary subunit. Gene Ontology annotation, biological process: N-terminal peptidyl-methionine acetylation. Gene Ontology annotation, cellular component: NatC complex. NCBI's taxonomy places the organism in Eukaryota, Metazoa, Chordata, Actinopteri, Lampriformes, Lampridae. The record is from RefSeq and is a predicted model, not a curated record. Bases 17 to 2191 code for a protein of 724 amino acids. The transcript is spliced from 23 exons.